UCACAUCUCACCAGCGGCUUCAGUUCGCAGUAAAAGAAAAAGUCACCGCCACCAGCAGCGCGAGCUUCCCGGAAAUAUUAAAGAGAGAGAAAAAUGAUUUUUUUAUGCUGUGUGGGAUGAAUUAUUUCGGUUUGUGACUUUUGGUGCGACCGGAAAAAGUAAAGAAAGUUACAGGUUCAUCUGCAAACUUUUUUUUUUCCAAGCAUGGACAAGGCUCAUCUUUCAAGCCCCAGUGAAAUAAUAAUGACAAACUCAACAGGCUCUUAUCAACAGGAGCCUCUCACUCCACCCAGGCCUGCUCAUCUUCACUCCUCAUCCUCCUCAUUAUCCUCCCCCUCUCCUUCCUCCUCCUCCCCCCUCAAACCCAACCAGGUGGGUCAGGUUAUCUUGUAUGGCGUUCCUAUUGUGUCACUUGUCAUUGACAACAAUGAGAGACUUUGCCUGGCACAGAUUUCCAACACUCUCCUGAAGAACUACAGUUACAAUGAGAUUCAUAACCGGCGAGUGGCACUGGGGAUAACCUGUGUCCAGUGUACUCCAGUUCAGCUGGAGAUCCUCCGCAGGGCCGGAGCCAUGCCCAUCUCAUCACGACGGUGCGGCAUGAUCACCAAGCGUGAAGCCGAGCGCUUGUGCAAGUCCUUUCUGGGAGAGAACUCGCCACCGAAACUACCCGACAAUUUUGCCUUCGAUGUGACGCACGAGUGUGCCUGGGGUUGCCGGGGUAACUUCAUACCAGCACGCUACAACAGCUCCAGAGCCAAAUGCAUCAAGUGCUCCUUUUGCAACAUGUACUUUUCUCCAAAUAAAUUUAUUUUCCACUCUCACCGCACACCAGAUGCCAAGUACACCCAGCCCGAUGCUGCCAACUUCAACUCCUGGCGAAGACACCUCAAACUAACAGACAAACACCCGGCGGAUGAGUUGGUUUAUGCAUGGGAAGACGUCAAAGCCAUGUUCAAUGGAGGAAGUCGUAAAAGAGCACUGCCGUCAUCGGUUCAGUGUGCUUCCAUGGGUUCCAUGAAGAGUCUCCAGGGUACUGUGGCACCUCAUAUGAUAGGACCUGACCUGGGCGCACAGAAAAGAGCCCGCUUCGAGGACGAGGAUGAUCUAGAUGGAGGCAGUCUCUCCCCACGCAAAACACCACGCAACUACCCUGUCAUCCCUGUCCCAAGCAAAGGCUUCAGCAUGCUGCAAAAGUUUCCCCCUACAUCUCUCUUCCCAUCUCCAUACCCCUUCCCUGCAUUUGGCCUCUGCCAGCAGAAAAAGGAGGACAGUGAUGUUUCUGCUGUGCAGAAAGGACCGGGGCUGUCUGGCCUUUUAUGGCCUGGCCGGAAGGACGCUUUUUAUCCCCCUUUCUGCAUGUUUUGGCCCCCAAGAGCAGCAGGAGGUAUCCCUGUCCCCACCUACCUUCAGCCUCAGCCCAGCACCCUCUCCUCUCUGACAGAAAACCCAUCUCUCAGGCAGGCAUUUUUGGAUUUGUCAGACCCUAGUGAUGCUGGGGCUGUAAGCAGCAACGGAAAUGGUGUCAGUUCAGCUAUGGCCCCCAGCAAUGGGACCACCACACCAAGAUCUGGCCUGUUUGACACAGAAUGCACAACUACGACCCCAGACCUUCGCCCUGUGACGUCAGAGGGAUGGCUCAAACUUCUGGAAAACCCAGCCCUCCAAACAAGAAAGCCCAGCUAUGGCUCUGCCUUCCGCCCAGUUGUUAAGGAUGCUGAGAGCAUUGCUAAACUCCACGGCAACAACGGAGGAGUCAACGGAGCCCCAGAUGAGGACUUUGGAGUCGUGGUUCCCGGAACUGACAGACACCAGCAGCUGUCACCCACCAGCAGCUGUAGCUAUGGGAGUGAAAGCGGAGGUGAUGGGGAAGCAGAGGAAGCAGAAAGUGAAGAAGAGGGGGAAGUGGAUGUAGAGUCUUCUAAGCAGGAGGAUGAGGAGGAGGAAGGGGGAUUUACGAGGAGGCCACCACAGACUCAGACCAACCUGUAUGUCCCUGUUCUGAGUGACAGUGCUGGAGAGGAACGAGGGAAGGACAGAGGGAGUGGCGGAAUGUAUCCCGGCACCUCCCCGGGAUCCUCCUCAAAUCCCAUCAUACAGGAGUCCCCCAGCCUACCUGCCUCCCCUCACGCUAGCUUGCCUCUCUCCAGCUCCACCCCGCCCCACCGAGAGGACACAGCGUACAAAAACGCUCAGAAGAACCGGGAUGAAGGACUGCCUGCAUAUGCAACCAAAGACAAUUCAAGCAAUUCUGAUGAAAACAAAGAGCAGAGAAGUUUCUUCGUACCUGAGAAUGAAACCUCAGCACACGACUAUUGGAGAGAGAGCUCAGGGGAUCAGAGCAGAGGAGCAGCCUCUCCCGUCACUCUGAAGAAGGAUGUGGAGAACAUGGAGAAAGAAGAACUUCAGAAAGUUCUCCUAGAGCAGAUCGACUUCAGGAGGAGACUGGAGCAAGAGUUUCAUGCCCUUAAGGGAACUUCUCCUUUCCCAGUCUUUCAUAAUUUUCAAGAUCAGAUGAAAAGAGAGCUCGCCUACAGAGAAGAAAUGGUCCAGCAGUUACAGAUGAUUCCUUACGCAAAUAUCAUCAGAAAGGAAAAGAUCAGCUCUCAUCUUAGCAAGUAGCUGAAAAGGAGUCGUUGCUUUCAGGACGAAGACCAAGCUGCUUGUGGAAGUCACAUAUUUCCUCUCACUAAGUAGCAAAUAAAGUGUAUAUAUCACAUCUUUCUUGCAUUUCCAAAGGACAGUAACGAUUUAGCUCAUUCUUUCAGUUGUUUAAAAGUCAUUUGGGAGACUUCAUGCUACUUUUGUACUACAGUGUUGGUAAAAGAUUACCAACUCUCGCUUAAGUUUUGUUUCCAAAAUGGACUCCACUUAAAGCGUCUGGAAAAACAUGGGCUCAUACUUGGCAUUUUGUUAUUGCAAGCAGGACCAAAGCAAACACCUGGACAGAGGCUGUAAAGAUCAACAAGCUGUGGAAAAAAUAAAAAAAUGCUGAAUGACUGUGACUCUCACUGCUGUUGGCCUAAUGCCCAGGACUGCCGUGGCAUCGGUAUCCUCAGUCAGAGAGAGAAAAUUUAGCAACACUUGAUCCCAAACGGAUUCUUCUCGGCAUGUUGACCUACGACCCUUUUGUACCAAUGAUCGUUACCACCACUUAUCAGCAAAUUCAUGUUACCCCAGAAGUUUGGACUGAUGUCUGAGGAAGGUGGGGAACAAAAUAAAGAAUAAAAAUGUCAAAUUCUGAAAUCACUUAUAAGGUUUUACAUGCUGAAAGAACAUUGUACAGUAUCGAUUUGGUGUACAAAAAAAAAAACAGCUAAGUAUUAUAUUCAUCGCAGAUGAAACUUCCUGUUUAAAUACCCAGUGUAUCACAUCUGUCCUAACAUUUUAGAAAUUUUAUUUUAAAGACAUAAUUUUCUUAAAAUUAUGUUUCAUUAACUGUCAUUGUGUUUCUGUAUGAAUUUACAGCAGCUAUAUUUUUGCUUGAAGACACAAAUUCAGAAUUUUACGCAAUUGAAAAAUUCCCUUUCACAUUCACUUUAAGUUAAAGUAUUAUGAAAUCAUCAGUUUAUAGAUGUUUUACGGACAAUUUAAGGCCUUCUCAAAGCUCCUACUUUGUGCAUGGCCUCAAGAGAAGACCGCUGUUCAUUAUUGUUGUGUAUCUUUUUGUACAUUACCUCCCCUAACUGUAUAAAUUGUUCCACAUAAGAGUAUUGAACCAUACAGUCUUUUUAUGUGUUUGUUUAUUUAAAAUUUAAGUAUACAAUUCUGUUUAUUAUAAAUUUUAGCAAUGUAAGAUAAUCAAUAGCAAUGAUGACAAGAUGGUGCAUUUAAAUGUAAAAAAAAAUAAAAAUUACAAAUUACAUCUCCUUCACCUUGUUUAUAAAAUGAGUUGAUGAA
Cyprinodon variegatus (sheepshead minnow) is the source of this 3900-nucleotide messenger RNA. RefSeq names its product SKI family transcriptional corepressor 2 (gene skor2). Gene Ontology annotation, molecular function: SMAD binding; DNA-binding transcription factor activity, RNA polymerase II-specific; RNA polymerase II cis-regulatory region sequence-specific DNA binding. The record is from RefSeq and is a predicted model, not a curated record. Gene Ontology annotation, biological process: negative regulation of BMP signaling pathway; negative regulation of transcription by RNA polymerase II. Gene Ontology annotation, cellular component: nucleus; transcription regulator complex. Lineage: Eukaryota; Metazoa; Chordata; Actinopteri; Cyprinodontiformes; Cyprinodontidae. The transcript is spliced from 9 exons. The coding region runs from base 205 to 2622 and encodes 805 amino acids.